GGGGGCGGGCUGUGACGGGCGGCGAUAGGCGCAGACCAAUCGGUGCGCGGGGCCGGGGGCGGGCUGUGACGGGCGGCGAUAGGCGCAGGGCAGGGUGCGCUGUGCAGCCGCCGCCGCGCGGCGGCGCUGCCCGCUGCGUGUGGGCAGGCAGGCACGCGGUGUCCGCCAUUACCGCCCGCGCCCUCCCUUUUCUCCCCGCUGCCUCCUUCAGGCCACCAGGGCCCCGCCAGGGUUGUCCAAAAGUUGUUGCCUGCGGUGGGCGGAGCGGGGAGCUGUCCGAAAGUUAGAAUUCUCCGGGAGGCAGCGGUGGGCGGAACGCGGGAGGGAGCCGCGGGACGGGGGGAGCCGAGUGGCGGCGUACCGAGGCACGGUGGGGGAACGCUUUGAGCGACGGACCGCGGCGCCGCAUGAUGGCGGCGGUUCCGAAGGUGCUGUGCUCGGCGAGGGGAGUGUUGCUCAGGCAGGCGUUCGCCCUCAGCAGAAAAACAGCCAGAGAAAACUCUCUGUGUGCUGCAGGUGAUGCCCUCCUGGGUUGCCACAGAUCCUACAGGUCCCGACCUACACAUGGAAUUGGGAGGUUUAAAUACCUGCUCCCAAAGGAGGUUCCAAAGAGGAAAAAGGAAAAAGUGCAGAUGAAAGAGAUCAGUGAAGGCACUGAGUACCAAUAUGGAGACAUCAACAUCCAGAUGACUUCCUAUGAUGUGUGCCUGGUGGAGCAUUUUGCUCAGUAUGUCCACAGACUCUGCAACCGUCUCUCCAUCCGGGUCAAUGAGAGCUAUGCCAUGCCCACCAAAACCAACGAGGUGCUGUUCCUGGAGGAGAGGGGAUCCAAAAUGCAGCUGGAUGCAGUCCUUACCACCCACCAGAGGGUUGUCCAGAUCCGCGGUUUGAGUUCGACGUUUGCUCCCAUACUGCUGGAAAUCAUUCAGAGUAACCAGCCUGAGGGGGUCCAUCUGUUGAUGAAACAGCACACGGAAGCCGAUUUCAAGAGCCGACUGAAGUCUCGACCAGAGCUGGAAGAGCUGCUGGCAGAGAUGUCCUGAGGUGAGCAGCACUGUGCCAUCCAUGGGCUGUUCCAGCCUCCAGAGGGUGCUUCCAUGAGCUCUGUACUGGUAACUCAGUGACUUGGAUGGAAUUCCCACUGCUGGCACCAGUUUGUCUCAAUAAAAAUAAAGCACAGAGGUGCCACAAUGGAAUGUGGGUUUGCUUUCCUUCAGUUCUUUUUUAAUUCCUGCCUAUUUUGCUUUUGAUAGGUGGGAAUUUCUGGAGAAAUAUCUGUGCAUGAAUAAUGCUGUGCUGCAACAAUCCCAAUUUGGAAUUGUUAUAACCAAAUGUGAUGGAUGGCAAGAGAAACUGUUCCAGAAACUGGUUUGUUUGGAGGCUUUUUCUCCCCCUUUCUAAGGACCAGCUCAUGAAAAAGAGGGAAAACAACUCAUUAAUUUACACUUUUCCCUCAAACUGGGGCUGUCCAUGUUGCUUGUGGUUCCAUGCCCAGCCCCUCAGUAUUCCCAGCACCCACAUCCCUGGGAAAUAACCUGGAACAUUCUUUCUGUCAAAAGCCAUGAAAAAGCAA
Molecule: messenger RNA, 1573 nt
Organism: Oenanthe melanoleuca
Lineage: Eukaryota; Metazoa; Chordata; Aves; Passeriformes; Muscicapidae
Gene: MRPL48
Product: mitochondrial ribosomal protein L48
Exons: 8
Coding region: 408-1043 (211 amino acids)
Cellular component (GO): mitochondrial ribosome
Source: RefSeq, a predicted model, not a curated record